UCUCGCACACAUUGGUCAGUAAGAAGAGAACGGGGAUAAAGACUCCAACAUGGCUGAAGAGGAAGGAAGCGAGUUAACUUCUGGGGGGAUUUUUCAGGAAAUCUUCACGUCUCCGCUUAACUUGACCCUGCUCAGCCUCUGCUUGUUCCUCCUCUACAAAAUCUUCCGCGGGGACAAGCCGCCGGACUUCGGUGAGAUGGAGAAACCGCUGCCAAAGAUGAAGAAGAGAGACUUCACCCUGGCAGAGUUGAAGCCCUACGACGGACUGCAGGACCCUCGGAUCCUCAUGGCUGUCAACGGAAAAGUGUUUGACGUCACCAGAGGGAAGAAGUUCUACGGACCAGAGGGGCCGUAUGGAGUGUUUGCGGGCAGAGAUGCGUCCAGAGGUCUGGCUACCUUCUGCCUGGAGAAAGAGGCCCUGAAGGACGAACACGACGACCUCUCGGAUCUGAACGCCAUGCAGCAGGAGAGCCUCUCUGAGUGGGAGUCUCAGUUCACCUUUAAGUACGAUUACAUCGGCAAGCUUCUGAAACCAGGAGAGGAGCCCACGGAGUACACCGACGACGAGGAGGGGAAAGACAAGAAGACGGACUAGAAAAGUGAUCAAAAGGGAAACACUAGCGAUGCCUUAAUGUUUGUAAUGUUUUGAUGCCUCCUGUUUAGGGCAAAUCUUCCACCUUCUUUGGACCAAUCCUGGAUUUUAUAAGACGACAGGCUGGACUUCCAUUUAUCUACAUUUAUAUUUUUAAUGAAGGCACUAACGGUUAAAUUAAACUAAUGUAGAGCUGUGUAAUGUUGUUAGAGUGUAGAGCAGUUACUGGAGAGUUAAAUAUUGAUCCUCGGACUGAUUCCAGCUUCUUUAUGGAGCAGGUUGACCCUAAAUAUCCGAAAUAAUCUGAGAUUACGCAGUUUGGCAAAAGGUUCCAUCCAAGGAUCCCUGCAAGUCAUUUAAAUACAAGAAUGAUAUGUUGAAGGUCUGAAGGAAAAUUCAGGUAGAAGCGUGAGUCCAAACUAAGGCUUGUUUCGUUUCUUUUUCUUUGUUUUUUUUUUUUUUUUUUUAAUAAAAUAAAAGCUCUUGUCGAAUUAAAAAGUGAGCGGGACCCAUGACUGGGAGCAAAAGGACCGUGAUGUUUGACCUAUGACGACUCAACCUGAUGAUCCAUAUCGUUGCUUCCAGUUUAAUGUUCGCUUCGCUUGUUCACGGUGGCAGCACCACAAAAUUAGAAACCAUCUCGUUUCAGCUUCUCAUAUAAUAAGAGGACGUGCUUCUUUUUUUUUUUUUGUACAAUUUCCUUUGGAUUUUAGGUCAAAUGACAUGUAAUGUGCAAUGAUUUUGUUAAAAAAAAAAAAAAACGAAACGAUGAGGUUGAUCACUGUGGUUCAUCACAUUAUGCAGAGCAAGGUGUCAAAAUUCAUACAAAUGGCUUCUCACACAACAACACUGAAGAUAAACUGCUGUUUUACAUAAACAUUUUACAACAAACGUUCCCGUUCUGCUGAUGGUUUGUUUACAUUAUUUUUAACACUAAAUCCAGGAUGGAGAAAGAGCAUAAAACAACUUCUUGUAGGUUGGAUCAGCCAAGUUUUUCGUUUUGUUUCAUGAACUAAUCAUCAGGAAAAGAAUCGUUAAACUCUGGUGCCGUCUGAAUACACGUCCUCCAAACAUUCCUGUGGAGAUGAAUUAAUUUAUAAAGCAGAACUUGGAAGGAACAGGAGAGAAGAAAUGAAUGCUGUUAAUAUUCCUCUUUAUCGCUGUAACUUUCCAUAAAAAAACACAUUUAGUGAGGGAAUAUUUUUCAGGAGGCAUGUACAUAAUACUCAUGUUACUGUCAUACUGUUAUAAUCCUCAAAUCAUAUUUCGAUUUAAUAAAGAACGAUGAAACAAAGA
Molecule: messenger RNA, 1888 nt
Organism: Mugil cephalus (flathead mullet)
Lineage: Eukaryota; Metazoa; Chordata; Actinopteri; Mugiliformes; Mugilidae
Gene: pgrmc1
Product: progesterone receptor membrane component 1
Exons: 3
Coding region: 50-595 (181 amino acids)
Cellular component (GO): membrane; endomembrane system
Source: RefSeq, a predicted model, not a curated record